AUGCCGCAGACAGACAAAAACCAAAGAGGCCAGAAGUCUCAAGUGGCAACCUCCAACAGAACAGGCAUCAUCUUGAAUUUAGCCGCUGAGCUGCCCAGUGGAGAGUACAGUGUUAUACUGAGAGUGGGAGACAAACAUGGCUUGGAGCAGGUCAGCAUCAUCAAAGCUGAAGUGUGUGACUGCAGGGGCGCAGAACCGACAUGCCCAGGAUGCGUUCUUCCAGGUGCCAGCAACCUGCCCCUUAUCCUCGGAAUACUUGGAGCCAUCCUGCUGCUUGCGCUGUUGUUGCUAGUGCUGCUGUUUGCAAAACAGAGGAAAAAAGGAGCCACUCCUGUGUCAGCACUAGAGAUAGCUAACAGGCCAACAUGUGUGCCUGGAUUUGAGUCAGAGCUGCUGGUUUUCAUAGUGUUCAGGGAACAUCUGAGGCCGGACAUGAGUCUGGGCAAAGUGGGCUUCACUGACUGCACAGAGCGCACACUAUUUCUUUUCAGCACUGAUGACAGACGCUUUACUGUAAAGGCAGAUGGUACAUUAACGGUAAACAGAGAGGUUGUUCUUCAUAAAGGACACCGGAACUUCUUCAUCCACUCCUGGGACUCUCAAGGUAACAAAAUAACAGUUGGAGUCAGUGUCGUUCACCCUGAGCAUCACCAUGGAGCCCACACAAACUUCAACAUUCAGCAUCACAGUACUGAAGUGGACUCUAUUAACCACACAGAGGUAUCUUUUGCUACAAAAGCUGUCUGUAUGUUCUUCCAGAAUGCCACUGAUCCACAAGUGCUGAUCAGGAAGAAAAGGGCCUGGGUUAUUCCUCCACUCAAUGUUCCUGAGAAUCAGAGAGGAACCUAUCCCCUGAAAGUAGCUCAGAUCCGCUCUAGUGAGAAAUUGAGGAAGAUCUUUUACAGCAUCACUGGUCCAGGAGCUGAUCUGCCUCCUGCUGGUCGUUUCAUAAUAGACAGAGAGACUGGCAAUCUGUAUGUAACACAACCACUCGACAGAGAGGAAACAGCCAGCUACACGUUUCUAGCACAUGCUGUGGCAGAAGGAGGGGAACAAGUUGAGGCUCCUAUGGAGAUUAUAGUCAAUGUGAUCGACCAGAACGACAACAAACCUUAUUUUACGGUGGAGUACAACGCAAAUGUUGCUGAGGCCACGGCCAUCGGGACUGAGGUGGUUAGGGUUGAGGCCAAAGACGACGAUGAGCCAAAUAGUGACAACUCAGAUCUCCGCUAUCGUAUUCUGAACCAGGACCCACCGCUGCCCACUGACAACAUGUUUGAAAUCAACCCAGUUACUGGAAGCAUCAGAGUCACUGGUAGAGGAUUAGACAGAGAGAAAUAUCCACAGUACACUCUGACAGUACAAGCAGCAGAUCUGGCGGGAGAAGGGUUAACUGGACAAACAAAAGUCAUCCUCACGGUGACGGACAGCAAUGACAACGCUCCAGUCUUCACUCAGAGCUUAUAUAAGCCAACAGUUGAUGAAAACAAAAAGGAUGUUGAGAUUGUUAGGAUGAUAGUAACAGAUGAGGAUGAACCACAAACUCCAGCCUGGAACGCAAAGUUCAAGAUCAUCAGUGGUGAUCCUGAUGGACUUUUCACAGUAAAAACAGGAACUAACAAACAGGAAGGAAUCCUUUCUACUGCAAAGGAGCUGGACUUUGAGAAGGCCAGCAAGCACACCCUGUUGGUUUCAGUGGAGAAUCAGAUUCCUUUUGCUGGUGUCUCUGUGGUCACUUCUACUGCCACAGUGGUGGUGAGUGUGAGAGAUGUGAAUGAAGCUCCAAUAUUUGACCCAAAGGAGAAGCUUGUGGUAAAACCAGAGGACCUUGCUGUGGAUGAAGUUGUGGUGCAGUAUACUGCUUCAGACCCAGACACUGCACGCAAGCAGACAGUCUCGUACAAAAUAUUGACUGACCCUGCAGGCUGGCUGAACGUGGACAAGGACACAGGCCUUAUUAAAGUGAGAAGACUCAUGGACAGAGAGGCUCCCUUCGUCACAAACAACAGAUACACUGCAAUCAUUGGUGCAUAUGAUAAUGAUGCAGUCCCAGCUACAGGAACUGGUACCCUGAUCAUUCAGCUGGAAGAUGUCAAUGACAAUGCUCCUGUCGUUGAGCCGCGUAACAUUGAGGUGUGCAACAAGGAUCCAGCUCCUCAGCUGCUGUCAGUAACAGAUGAAGAUGGACCAGAAUUUGGACCUCCCUACUCAGUGUCUUUACAGGGCAUGUCAAAGACCAACUGGGCCGCUAGGAUGAAUGACUCCAGAACAGGCAUCAUCUUGAAUUUGGCUGCUGAGCUGCCCAGUGGAGAGUACAGUGUUACACUGAGAGUGGGAGACAAACAUGGCUUGGAGCAGGUCAGCAUCAUCACAGCUAAAGUGUGUGACUGCAGGGGCGCAGAACCGACAUGCCCAGUUCCAGAUUACCAUGUUGCCGGUGCCCUGCCCCUUACCCUCGGAAUACUUGGAGCCAUCCUGCUGCUCGCGCUGUUGCUGCUAGUGCUGCUGUUUGCAAAACAGAGGAAAAAGGAGAAAAAGGAGCCACUCCUGCUGGAUGAUGGUGUCAGAGACAACAUGUAUUACUAUGAUGAAGAAGGAGGUGGAGAGGAUGAUCAGGACUAUGACCUGAGUGUUCUCCACCGUGGUCUGGACAACCGGCCGGAUGUGUUAAGGAAUGAAGUGGUGCCAAACUUCAUGCCUGCUCCUCAGUACCGGCCACGGCCUGCCAACCCCGAAGAGAUCGGCAACUUCAUUGAAGAUAAUCUGAAGGCUGCAGACAACGACCCAACAGCACCCCCUUAUGACUCCCUGCUGGUGUUUGACUAUGAGGGAGGUGGUUCUGAUGCAGGAAGUCUCUCCUCUUUGAACUCUUCAAGCAGUGGAGACCAGAACUAUGACUGCCUCAAUGAAUGGGCCCCUCGCUUCAAGAAACUGGCUGACAUGUACGGAGGAGGAGAUGAUGACGAUAUGCUGUAA
This is a messenger RNA of Pelmatolapia mariae (spotted tilapia), 2976 nucleotides long. Its product is annotated as B-cadherin-like. Gene Ontology annotation, biological process: cell-cell junction assembly; calcium-dependent cell-cell adhesion; adherens junction organization. The transcript is spliced from 20 exons. Lineage: Eukaryota; Metazoa; Chordata; Actinopteri; Cichliformes; Cichlidae. Gene Ontology annotation, molecular function: cadherin binding; calcium ion binding. The coding region runs from base 1 to 2976 and encodes 991 amino acids. The record is from RefSeq and is a predicted model, not a curated record. Gene Ontology annotation, cellular component: plasma membrane; catenin complex; cytoplasm.